ACGUCAUUUUUAGCUCCAAACAUAAAAACAUAUGAAUUACAAACAAAAAAAAGCGACCCAUUCAAAAAGGAGAAUUCGAUGGGGUGUUCAAACUAUAAGAGCCUCCUCUAGAUCUAGAUUCUAGACCUUCUCUAACUCUAGGUACAAGUCUAGAUCUCUACAUUCUACAUUGUAAACUAUUCGUCUAGAUUUAAUCUAUGAAAUCUAUCUAUAGACUCUAAGUCUAGAUCUUCUUCUUCUUUGGUUUAUAAUUAUACUGAACUUGAAGUUACUCAGACUCAUUUAUAAAUCUUCUAAAUUGUGAAUUUCUAAACAUUACCAAGUGCAUACAAAUGCAUUCCAAUGGUAUUGUUUAUGUGUGUAUAGUAUUUACUUUAUGCAACUUACCUUUAGUAGUCUUUGGUAAAGAGAAAACAAAAGGCAAAAAUAAAAAUGUUGCUGAUAAUAUGGAAACCUUGCCCAAGGAGGAGCAAACUGAAUACUUCACUAUUCAGAAGGAGGUUGUUGUCAUUGGAUCUGGAAUAGCUGGUCUAGCUGCAGCUAGGAGAGUGGCAUCAGAUCAGUCUAACUUUUCUGUGGCAGUUUAUGAAGCCAGACGAGAUCGCUUUGGUGGCCGUGUCUGGACUGAUAAAUUUGAAGAUAAAAAUGCCAGAGGAUUGGCUGUUGAUCUUGGGGGAUCAGGACUAAAUGUUGUGUCCAAAAACAAUCCAUUGAUUGAAUUGGCAGAAAGUUUUGACCUGAAAUCUAUAUCCUUAGACAGCCUUCAGUUUAUUGUCCCUUGGGAACAAAAAGUCUACAGCAGAGAUGAUCUUUCUGAAAUUACCAACAAAGCUUUUCAGAUUCUAGGCAAGGCUUUAAAUGAAAGUAAGUCAAUGAAACUUGAUGUGUCUGUCAAAGAUGCAGUAGAUAAAGUUCUCAAAGCAGAGCAACUAUUAGAGAGGCCUGAAGCUUAUUUUGUUCGAUGUUUGCCAUCUUACAUUCUUGGAGAUUACUCUAUGCAUCAAUAUAAACCUGAACAUUUAGACAUUGGCUAUGAGAAAGUUUUGUUGGAUGGCAUGGGUGAAUUGGUAGACAGAUUGCUGAGUGGAUCCCCCGAUGAAGCACCACUACAUCUCUAUCUGAACAAAGCUGCAAGACAAAUUAAAGUUGAUAAGAAACGUCACAAAGUUUUGGUGCGGUUCCAAGAUGGUUCCCAGGUGUCAGCUGACAGGCUUGUGGUUGCAGUGCCUUCUUCAGUCGUUAGAGAUGGUGAUUUGUUGUUUGAGCCUCCUCUUCCAAAGCAUUAUCAUCUUGCUAUAAAGGAGAUUGGAAUGUCUGCAGGGGAUAAAAUUAUUGUUCAGUUUGAGCAUGCCUUUUGGUCCAAUGAUUAUGGUGUAUUUAUCAGAGCUGUGAAGGAAAAGGUAAAGAUUGGUCAGCUUCAAACAUGGAUCAACAUCAAACGUUUAGCUGGUGUCAACACUUUAGCAAGUUUUCUGACUGGAGAUGCGGCCGUAAGGUUUGAAAAGCUGACUGAGGAGAAUGCCAAACAAUUAGUUCUGGAUGUUUUGAUUGAGAUGUUUGGUGAGGAAAAAGUACUUACUGGGGGAAAGAUUGUCAAGUUUCAGAGAUCCAAAUGGGUAUCAGAUGAAUUUUCUAAAGGUGCCAGCACAUAUCCUAAAGUUGGAAGUGAUCCUGCCUUAUGGGAUACCUUUGCCCAACCCUUGUGUCCAUACAUUUACUUUGCAGGAGAACACACAUUAUUUGAUGGCCAUGGUUCUCUGCAUGGUGCUUACAACUCUGGCAUCCGUGCAGGGGAUCAGAUAAUGACAGGGCUCUGUGAGAAACAGAGGAAAGAGAAAGAACGCCUCAAAGUAGAGGAAAAAAAGAAGAAAGAAGCCAAUGAGACAGAUAGUGCAGAGGAAGAAGAUACAGAUGAAGAAGAUGAGGAAAUUAGUGAUAAAAAGAGAAGUAAGAAAGAUAAGUCCAAAGACGAAGGUGAUAAAAAGAAAGUACAGAAAGACAAAAAUAAAAUUAAAAAAGACAAGAAAAAAGAUGAAUUGUAAUAUAGCUAGUGGCAUGGAUCCUUUCAUUUUGGGUUGUAUUUGUAAUAGGGUGUAUAUGGUACUUGAGUGAGAUAUUGUGAAUGGUAGUGAUACAAUGAAUAGAUAUAAAAGUCCUUGCAUUUUGUUAUUGUUUUUAUUUUUAUAUACUUUCACAUUCCAAUGAUUAUAAAUGUAAAAGUUAUUCUUGACACUGGAAUGGCUGCCUCGUUUUUCUUACCACUCUCAACAUUUCAUGUUGGUUAUAAUGAAGUGUAACUUGCUAAACAUUGAAUGAUUACAAAUGUUGAAGUAUUUAGUUUACCCUUAUCAGUUUCAUUCUCAUGUUGUUAUAUAUCAUUGAAAUGAACUUCUUGUUUUGUUACAUUGACUUCAUCUUUACAAAAUAAAGGAAAGUAAAUAGAAAGACUAUGUCUUGAGAUUUUGUAUGCUGAUUUUUGAUACAGAGUCUGAAAUUCAGUACUGAUAUAAAUAUUUGUGAAACUUAUUUUUAUGUAACUCUUUCGUGAAUAAAACAAUUUUAAAUGAUCAAAGUA
This is a messenger RNA of Biomphalaria glabrata, 2575 nucleotides long. RefSeq lists its product as uncharacterized. Lineage: Eukaryota; Metazoa; Mollusca; Gastropoda; Planorbidae. Bases 333 to 2042 code for a protein of 569 amino acids. The record is from RefSeq and is a predicted model, not a curated record. The transcript is spliced from 9 exons. Gene Ontology annotation, molecular function: oxidoreductase activity.